This is a messenger RNA of Sitodiplosis mosellana (orange wheat blossom midge), 1223 nucleotides long. RefSeq names its product protein SEC13 homolog (gene Sec13). Bases 90 to 1046 code for a protein of 318 amino acids. Gene Ontology annotation, biological process: COPII-coated vesicle budding; positive regulation of TOR signaling; protein import into nucleus. Gene Ontology annotation, molecular function: structural molecule activity; protein binding. The transcript is spliced from 2 exons. Lineage: Eukaryota; Metazoa; Arthropoda; Insecta; Diptera; Cecidomyiidae. Gene Ontology annotation, cellular component: COPII vesicle coat; nuclear pore outer ring. The record is from RefSeq and is a predicted model, not a curated record.
CGUAUGUCACAUCCCAUAACAACAAUAUUAUUCCAUUACGUUGUGCGAACGACAGAUUUCCAAUCAUUCUAAUUAAAUAACUAAAAAAAAUGGUCAGCAUAUUGAAUACCAUUGAUACCGGUCAUGAAGACAUGAUCCAUUGUGCCGAAGUUGAUUAUUAUGGAUUACGUUUGGCGACAUGUUCCUCCGAUAAUUCGGUGAAAAUUUUCGACAUCAAAAACGGUGCACAAACAUUGGCGGCCGAUCUAAAAGGACACGGUGGACCGGUAUGGCAAUGCUGUUGGGCGCAUCCACGUUUCGGUAACAUUUUGGCAACAUGUUCAUACGAUCGAAAAGUCAUCAUUUGGCGUGAACAAAACGAUUGGAUUAAAUGGUACGAAUACAGUAUGAGCGAAUCAUCGGUCAAUUCGGUUGCAUUUGCACCGCCCGAAUUCGGUUUGAUUUUGGCAUGUGGCAGUUCGGAUGGUUCAAUUUCCAUUUUGACAUGUAACACGGAAUCGGGUCAAUGGGACUAUAAGAAAAUCUCAAAUGCGCACACUAUCGGCUGCAAUGCUGUCAACUUUUGUCCAUCAACUGUGCCAGAGCCAGCAUUCGAUCAACGUGGUGUGGGUACAAAGGCAUCGUACGGUGUCAAACGAUUGGUAUCUGGUGGUUGCGAUAAUUUGGUGAAGAUUUGGAAGGAAGACGGUGAUCGUUGGGUGGAAGAAAAUCGCCUGGAAGCGCACAGUGAUUGGGUGCGUGAUGUUGCAUGGGCACCAAGCGUUGGUUUGCCUAAAUCACAGAUUGCUAGCUGUUCACAAGAUCGACGGGUCAUUAUUUGGUCGAGUGACGAUUUGGUCAAUUGGAGUUCAACCAUUUUACAUACAUUCGAUGAUGUGCUAUGGAACGUGAGCUGGUCAUUAACUGGUAAUAUUUUGGCCGUGUCCGGUGGCGACAACAAAAUCUCACUAUGGCGCGAAAACAACGAAGGACAAUGGAGCAUGAUCAGCGAAGAUGCCAGCGUUCCCACGUCAGGCAAUGCAUUAUCGGAACAACGCACUCUUUAAGAAUUUUUUAAAUACUUUUUUUUUCUGUUCAUUUUAUCGAAAAUAACAAACAAACAAUGUAAUCUUCAACUCACGUAUAUACUGUUGUUUCCAAAUGUGAACGCAUCCGCUGAUGCAUAAACCAAAUUUCGUUUCCAAUAAAAUACAAAAAAUGAUAAUAAAUAAAUUCCAGACAAA